Messenger RNA from Paramecium tetraurelia, 2073 nucleotides. RefSeq lists its product as uncharacterized. The record is from RefSeq and is a predicted model, not a curated record. Lineage: Eukaryota; Ciliophora; Oligohymenophorea; Peniculida; Parameciidae. The transcript has 6 exons.
AUGUAUAGUCCAAAUUAUCCACAUGGAGAAUUUAAUGGACAAAUUGGUGCUAUUCCAUAAUAACCUGGUUAACUAAUACAAAAUGCCAAGUUUACAGCAAAAAAAGAUUAUGCAACUUGGGCCUAAGAAGUUCCUCCAUUAAGACCAAAAUCUAGGGAAAUGGAAUUAAUGGAUCUACUACUUGUCAAUAAUAUCGCUAAAAAAUAAACUAGUCUUCCUUAUAUAAAUUAAAACAGAUCUCCUAAACCUGAAAAUGUUUAAACUUCUAGAUUACUAGUGCCUAUGCACCCCUAAUAUCAUCAUCUUAGUCCCUAUCCUAUUCCACCAGGAUAUCCACUACCAAAUAUGAAUCAAGUUUAGUAAUUCCAGUAUUUUCCUGCACCUUAUGCAUAGAAUUAAAUUGCCCAUAUGCCCCAAUAAUAAAUAAUACAUUCAAACAGAAAUUCAGAAUCUACUCUUGAAUACAUGAAGGAAAUGAUUAAGAAAUAAAAUGAAUUUCAGGCAAGAUAAGAAAAACUAGAAAAAUAAUUAAUCAAAUUGAGAAAAAAACCUUAUAAAUUAAAUGAGCAAACCGAAAUGUCAUUUAAAUAACCAAAGUUAUUCGAUAUACCUCCACCUAUCUACCCAUUUGAAUAACCAAGGAUUAUAACCAAUAGGCAAAGUGAUAAUAAGAAAGUAAAGAAACUAAAUUACUAAAUAAACAUGCUCAAAGAACUUUAAUAAAUAAAGAACAUUAGUAACGGAGUACUGGAAAGUGAAAGUUAAUCUAGCGAGUCUAGUGUGGAGUAUGUGUAGAAACCUAGAAAGCAACGACUUAAACCAGUUCCAAUCCCACCGUAUUAUGAUUUGACUUAGGAUGAAUAGAGAUUGAAGAAUCUGAUCAAACAAAACAGCAACUAUAAAAUAAAAAGAAUUUUUAUCAUGGUUACUUAUUUAAUGUUCCAAAAAAAAUAGUUUAUGAAAGUCGGACCGAUUAAAAACCAAAUAUCCAAAGAUAAAACUCCUUAAUUGGAAAAUGAAUAUAAAACAGAAUUGAUGAGAUUUUCACCCACUGUAAGUGAUCCUUUGGUGUAGAAAAUGGCUUAAAUGAAGGUUAAUUUAAGAGUAGUCGCAACUCCAGAACAGAAAGUGACUCCUAAGGCCUUAAUCUAAAACUCGAAUGCUUUAAAAUAAUAUAUUUCAGAUGUAUUCCAAGCAGUUUCUAAUUACUCCCUUAAGAAAAACUCUCUAGAGUACCUUAGCAAAAUAACACGAGAUUUUGAAUUCCUAUAAUAAAACUAUCAUUCGAAGUUCGAGCUAAAUAGAUUAUAAUUUGGAUAUUCAGGAUGUCUUAAAAACAUGUAACCUGCAACUCAAAAUUUGAUGAUCAUUAUAAAUUUUUGGAUCAGGUUUUUCAUUCCUUUGAGUUUUCCUGAGACUUAAAAGAAUAUUAAAGAUAUUAAUGAGGUGAUGUAAACUAAUUUAAAAACAAUAGUAUCAGCUUUAUAUCAAAUAGCCUUGCAAGCAUGCAAAAAUUUAGCUUAACCUAUUCCAAACAAUACUAAGGAGAUUCCAACAGAAAAUAUCACAAAAGAAAAGAAUCCCUUUUUGAUUAGAUUAGAUUAAUUCAGAGAAACAUAGGAGGAAAUGAAUUUAAUGACCAGAAUGUAAACGGACAAAUUAGAUGAACCUCUGCUGUAUCCGGUAUACACUUUAAGAGAGAUGGAUAAAUUUUUUGACAAUGAAAGAUCGUUUAUAACUGAGAAAAUCCAAUAUUUAAUUAAUUGGUGCAGUGGAGUGAUGGAAUCUGUCAACAAUUUUAAAUAACAGGAGAGACAAGAGAUGCGAAAACAAAAAAAGCAAUAAUUGGAUAUACUGAAUUAAAAUGUGAUUGAACCUAAAAAAAAUAAGGUGGCAUAAAUUAUUAAGGAUCAGAAAACAUUAUAUUAAUAGAAUAGUUCAGAAAUAAAACAAUUGAAAUAAAAGAUUCAAGAGGAGAAGGAGAAGAACGAAAAAAUGAAGAAGGAUUAUGACGAAGCCGUAAAAAAGCAUGAAGAAAAAUAAGAAAAAUUGAUAUUAUUAGGUGUCAAAUGA